AUGCAUCUCGCCGCAAUCAACGUCGGCGACCUGUUGAUACCACUAUGGCGAGGUGCUCACCCCACAGAGGGACACGACGACUCUUCAAGCUGGGACUGGGCGGCCCUAUCAGACUCGGACUUAUGGCGCAAGCUCGGCGCUCUAGUGGCUUCAUGGGCAACAUACCUCCCCAUUUCCUUCGACAAGACUCCCCGUGACCUACAGAAAAUCCAUAGCCACUAUAGAGCAUGGGAGUGGCUUAUUCUGCUCUAUGGAUAUGGUCCCGCCUUGUUUUUUGGUGUACUCGAAGAACGCUAUUGGCAGCACUUCUGCCGUCUUGUCCGGGGAAUCCGAAUCCUCCAGCAACACUCGAUCACGGCGGACCAGCUCGCCGAAGCUGACAAACAGCUGAAACUAUUUGCUUGGGAGUUCGAGACCCUGUACGUACAAGGCCAAACGAACCGCAUCCAUUUCGUACGCCCCUGGAUCCACGCUAUCACUCAUCUCGCCGACGAAACGGAACGAAAAGGCCCUCCAAUUACGUGCUCGCAGUGGACGCUCGAACGAAUGAUCGGAGAUCUCGGGCGAGAGAUUCGUAACCACGUCAGCCCAUACGCUAAUUUAUCAAUCCGUGCUACACUGCGCUGUCAAGUCAACGCUCUGAAAGCCCUCUAUCCUGAGACCUUUGAUCCCGAGCAUCCUGAUUUACCUCGUGGCUGUGAUGAUCUCGGAGACGGCUACCUUCUUCUUCGUCGCCGAGAUCGAUAUUCCCGUGUUGUGUCGCCUGCAGAAGAGGUCGUCCUUACCGACGCUCUCCUUUCCCUUGGAUAUCGAUUCGAGGAUGCGCCCCGCGUGCAACGCUGGGCACGUCUACAACUGCCCCACGGACAAGUGGCAAGGUCGCUAUGGCAAGAGGACUCCAUGACACGCGGUGUGCGCUGUUCCCGAAAUGUUUCGUUCCAAUUACCUGGAGACGCGGCGCCUUCUUGCGGCGAGGUCCGUUAUUACUUCAAGAUGAGGCACCCAUCCGUCAAAGCCUUUGCCAUGGUCUCAGCGUACGGAUUGCCUGAUCCCGAUUUACGACGGCGUUCGUUCGACACGUUACACGCAUGCAAACACGGAAGCGACGAAGAUCUUUGCAUUAUUGAUGUUAAGAACAUUCGCUCGGUUGUAGCUAUGAUACCUCAUAGAUUCCCUGAUAGUCGUGAUCUCUUCUUUGUAGUUGAGAAGCCCGGGUUAUCUUUUACUGUAUUAACUGGAUACGAGGAGCCUUCUCAUGAAUAG
Coniophora puteana RWD-64-598 SS2 is the source of this 1263-nucleotide messenger RNA. RefSeq lists its product as uncharacterized. The coding region runs from base 1 to 1263 and encodes 420 amino acids. The transcript is spliced from 3 exons. Lineage: Eukaryota; Fungi; Basidiomycota; Agaricomycetes; Boletales; Coniophoraceae. The record is from RefSeq and is a predicted model, not a curated record.